GAAGUACCAGGUUUAUGAAGAGCGAGGAGUUUGACUGGAAGGAAUAUGAAGAGGACGAGCAAUACAAAGCACAUCAGUAAAAAUGAGACAGAUCACAGUUGGGAAUGCGCCCCUUUCCUCCUCCUCCCCUAUCUUCUUCCCAACUUUCUUCGCUAAUCUGCGUCGUCCAACUCCAUUUUGCUUCAAGUUCCGAGUCAGGGCAAUGACAUCUCAUAUCGUCGGGUAUCCUCGUAUAGGGCCCAAGAGAGAACUCAAGUUUGCAUUGGAAUCUUUUUGGGAUGGGAAAAGUAGUGCUGAGGAGUUGCAGAAGGUGGCAUCUGACCUCAGGUUGUCCAUUUGCAAGCAGAUGGCGGAUGCUGGCAUCAAAUAUAUUCCUAGCAAUACAUUCUCAUACUAUGACCAUGUAUUGGACACUACUGCUAUGUUAGGUGCAAUUCCUUCUAGAUAUAGUUGGAGUGGAGGUGAGAUAGGAUUCGACGUUUACUUUUCAAUGGCUAGGGGAAAUUCCACUGUUCCUGCAAUGGAAAUGACAAAAUGGUUCGACACCAACUAUCAUUACAUUGUUCCGGAGUUGGGGCCUGAUACUGAAUUCUCUUAUGCAUCUCACAAGGUGGUGCAAGAAUUCAAGGAGGCUAAAUCUAUAGGCGUCGAUACUGUUCCAGUCCUUGUGGGGCCUGUUUCUUAUCUAUUGUUAUCAAAACCGGCAAAAGGUGUGAAGAAAUCGUUUUCUCUUCUUUCCCUGAUUGAUAAAAUUCUUCCUAUCUACAAGGAAGUUGUUGCUGAAUUAAAGGCAGCCGGUGCUAACUGGAUUCAGUUUGAUGAGCCUACCCUUGUGAUGGAUCUUGAUUCUCAGAGAUUGCAUGAAUUUACUCAUGCCUAUUCAGAGCUCGAGUCGUCCUUGUUUGGUUUGAAUAUUCUCGUCGAGACAUAUUUUGCCGAUCUCCCUUCUGAGACUUACAAAACAGUAACUGCUUUGAAGGGUGUUACUGCUAUUGGGUUUGAUUUAGUCCGUGGAUCAAAGACUCUUGACCUAAUUAGGGGUGGGUGUCCAUUGGAAAAAUAUCUUUUUGCUGGAGUUAUUGAUGGAAGAAACAUUUGGGCUAACAACCUAGCCGCUUCUCUUAAUACCUUGCAGGCUUUAGAGGGUAUAGUUGGAAAAGACAAGCUUGUAGUCUCGACAUCUUGUUCUCUUCUUCAUACUGCAGUUGACAUGGUCAAUGAAAACAAGUUGGACAAAGAACUCAAGUCAUGGCUUGCAUUUGCUGCACAGAAGCUACUUGAAGUCAAUGCAUUGGCAAAAGCAGUUUCUGGUCAGAAAGAUGAGGCAUUCUUCUCUGCUAAUGAAGCAGCUCAGGCUUCAAGAAAAUCCUCUCCAAGAGUGACAAAUAAAGCUGUUCAGAAGGCUGCUUCUGCCUUGAAGGGUUCUGACCAUCGUAGAGCCAUGAACGUGAGAAACAGGUUGGAAGCUCAGCAGAAAAAGCUAACUCUUCCCAUUCUUCCGACCACUACUAUUGGAUCUUUCCCUCAAACAUUGGAGCUUAGGAAAUUACGUCGUGAGUACAAGGCUAACAAGAUGUCUGAAGAAGAAUAUGUCAACGCCAUUAAGGAGGAAAUAAGUAAAAUAGUCAAACUUCAAGAAGAGCUUGAUAUUGAUGUUUUGGUUCAUGGAGAACCAGAGAGAAACGACAUGGUGGAGUACUUUGGAGAGCAGUUGUCUGGUUUUGCUUUCACUUUGAAUGGAUGGGUUCAGUCGUAUGGAUCUAGGUGUGUCAAGCCACCUAUAAUCUACGGUGAUGUUAGCCGCCCAAAAGCAAUGACAGUCUUCUGGUCAACAUUAGCUCAGAGCCUGACAAAGCGUCCAAUGAAGGGAAUGCUUACUGGACCUGUUACCAUUCUGAAUUGGUCAUUUGUCAGAAACGACCAACCCAGACUUGAGACCAGCUAUCAGAUUGCUUUGGCCAUCAAGGAUGAGGUUGAAGAUCUGGAGAGAGCUGGAAUUAGUAUUAUUCAAAUUGACGAGGCGGCUUUAAGAGAAGGUUUGCCUCUUAGAAAGUCCGAGCAAGCAUUUUACUUGAACUGGGCUGUACACUCCUUCCGGAUAACUAAUUGUAGAGUUCAAGACACCACCCAGAUCCACACCCAUAUGUGCUACUCAAACUUCAAUGACAUUAUCCACUCAAUCAUGGACAUGGAUGCUGAUGUAGUCACUAUCGAGAACUCUAGGUCAGACGAGAAGCUUCUUUCAGUUUUCCAUGAGGGAAUGAAGUACGGUGCAGGCAUUGGUCCUGGUGUAUACGACAUCCAUUCACCAAGAAUCCCAUCGACUCAUGAAAUUUCUGAUCGCAUCAACAAGAUGCUUGGAGUACUUGAGAGCCGUAUCCUGUGGGUCAAUCCUGACUGCGGCCUUAAGACUCGCAAAUAUUCAGAAGUCAAGCCUGCACUGACCAACAUGGUUGCCGCUGCGAAGCUCAUCCGAGCUCAAUUGGCCAUUUCCGAGUGAGUUCUGCUAAUGGGUCGAAAACCUUGUGCAUGUGUAAAAUAGUAGGAUGGUCAUUUUAAUCAGGGAAUUGGUGGGCUCUUUGUCAAUGUAGUUAACAUAUCUUUUGUUCGGUUUACAUUGUUAAACUCCCAUGAAGACUGGAAUUUUGUUUGGAAACGCUCUGAUGCUUAAGGUCAUGAGGUUAAUAAUUUCAUAAAGAAGAGUAAAUGGAGUUUUUUAAAGUA
Messenger RNA from Olea europaea var. sylvestris, 2724 nucleotides. RefSeq names its product 5-methyltetrahydropteroyltriglutamate--homocysteine methyltransferase-like. Gene Ontology annotation, molecular function: 5-methyltetrahydropteroyltriglutamate-homocysteine S-methyltransferase activity; zinc ion binding. Lineage: Eukaryota; Viridiplantae; Streptophyta; Magnoliopsida; Lamiales; Oleaceae. The coding region runs from base 83 to 2500 and encodes 805 amino acids. The transcript has 12 exons. The record is from RefSeq and is a predicted model, not a curated record.